AUGGAACAUGUAUUUAAUCCUAAUGAAGAAGGUUUCAGCUCAUCCAGAACUCUGGUGCUUCAGGGAUGUGCUGAGACUGGGAAAACAGCUAUGGUUCCCAAAUUCAUGUUUGACUGGGCAGCAGGAAUGGUCACUCCAGGCAGAUUUGACUAUCUCAUUUAUGUCAGUUGCAGAGAAAUCAGCCACACUAAUAAUCUUAGUGCUGUUGACCUGAUCACUAACAUAUUUCAAGACAUAAAGGGACCAAUCCUGGACAUUAUACUUCUAUAUCCAGAGAAACUUCUAUUUAUUCUUGAUGGAUUUUCUGAGCUGCAAUACCAUGGGGGUGACCAAGAAGAGGAUCUUACUGAUAAUCCCCAGGAGAGGAAGCCAGUAGAGAUACUCUUGUGCAGUUUGGUGAAGAAAAACUUUCCUGAAUCCUCUCUCCUAAUAACUGCCCGGCUCACAGCCAUGAAGAAACUCCACUCUCUGUUAAAGCAACCUAUCCAGGCAGAAGUCCUAUAGUUUACAGAUGCUGAAAAAAGAGCAUAUUUCUUGAGUCAGUUUUCAGGUGCUAAUGCAGCUAUGAAAAUCUUCUAUGGAGAUGUCAAUGUCUAUACUUUUCUUCACUUCAGUUUCCAAGAAUUCCUGACUGCUGUGUUCUAUGCCCUGAAGACUGACAGAAAAAUGAUAUUUUUUGUCAUGUGGGAAAAACAUGGCAAGAAAUAUUCCAACAAUAUGGAAAAGGGUUUUCAUCACCAAUGA
Molecule: messenger RNA, 744 nt
Organism: Urocitellus parryii (Arctic ground squirrel)
Lineage: Eukaryota; Metazoa; Chordata; Mammalia; Rodentia; Sciuridae
Product: NACHT, LRR and PYD domains-containing protein 12
Biological process (GO): negative regulation of canonical NF-kappaB signal transduction; negative regulation of inflammatory response; positive regulation of MHC class I biosynthetic process
Cellular component (GO): cytoplasm
Source: RefSeq, a predicted model, not a curated record